CGGACACGGACGCCUGGUCACAUCUCUUUAUCGUGCCAAUGGCCUUCAAGGUGUUACUGGUGGUAGGCGCGGUUCUCGUGGCAGGAGUGGCAUACAUGCUCUCCAGACCAAUGAACCCUGCCGUGUCAGAGCCGUGGAAAGUACGGACCGUAGGUAGUUUAUACGGCAUCACUUUUUUGGCGGGCGUCUUAGGAGAGAAACUGGGAUUAGGCACGCAGAUGAACAUUACACGGUACUUUUUCGACCGUUUGCUGGUGUUCACAUCCUCCACUGUUGACCCUCAGCUCGUACAGAGAGAGGACACGUUGUUUGAUUCCAUCGCAGUACGGAUAUACCGCCCCACCAAAGCCAAAACCAGCUCCCCAAGGGCCGGCAUGGUGUUUUAUCACGGAGGAGGCUGGGUGUUGGGAUCUGUGGCGUCCCACGACCCGGUGGCUGCCCAUUUCGCCGUGGAGGCAAACAUGGUAGUCGUAUCUGUGGAAUACCGUAUGGCCCCGGAAUUCCCGUACCCUGUACCCCUGGACGACUGUGUCACAGCCACCAAGUACUUCAUCCAACACGCUGCCAAAUUUAACGUCGAUCCCAACAGAGUAGCCAUUGGAGGUGACAGCGCUGGUGGGAAUCUCGCUGCCGCCGUUUCUCUUAAGUUACGAGAUACUGGGUUCCGGCCAAUGCCUAAAGCUCAAGUCCUGAUCUAUCCCGUUCUGCAGCUUCUGGACUUCAACACUCCGUCCUACUUCAGGGCGUUCAAAUACCAGAGUGACAACAGUGUCAUGGGAAUGAUUGUUGGGUAUUACCUCGGGGCACCGAAAAAACAUCACGCUUCCAUCGCCAACAACCUUCACAUCUCACCGGAACUUCGCAAAAGGUACGCUCCCUACCUGAAGACAGAGGUCCUUCCUGACGGGUUCGUGUUACCAGACUACAAACCGACGGAUGUUAACCUCCAGUGGGAUAAAACCGUUCCCAAGGAUCUGGGUCUGACAGCGACGGACAUUUACGUCUCGCCGUUGUUAGCCGAUGAUCUAAAGAACCUCCCCGAAGCGUUUGUCUUGACGGUCGGAUCCGACGCUCUCCGAGACGAAGGGGUGAUGUUUGCGUAUCGGCUGAAGGAGGCGGGUGUAAAAGCCACGUGGGUUGAUAUACCGGACACAUUUCACGGCUGUAUUUGUGCAACAGGAGGGCUUUUAGGCACGAAAUCGGGCCGGCGGGCGAAUGAAGCUAUUGUAAAGCUCUUAAAAGAGAACGUUUAGUUGUUAAGCAGACCUACCCACCCUAUCACGAUACAUGUAGUUACCGCAUGAGAUCAUAGGCCGAUUCCGUGAUGGCGCCAUUAUUAUUUUCGCGCAGUUCAUUACGGGAUUUAAUUUGGGGUAGAAAUCUUUUCUACAAAAACCGUAGGACAAUUUCCAUGUGUUUUUCUGUGGGAUUUACCACGGGGACGUUUUAGUAUAAUUUCUCUCAUACCUUGGCAGUUCAAAUUUCAAAUCACACAAUGCUUUGUCCGAGACCGCGCUUGUGCACUCGAUUAAGCCCUAUACACGUCCUUAUCAAGCUUCGCGUCGCCCAUCUACCCACCAGACUCAACCAUUAUGUAUGUCACGUGCGAGAACAGAAGACUGUUGGGCCUCCCUUACAUACGAUAUACCCUAAACCUCCCUUCGUUAACCUGUAUCGCACAUAAUUGAUCAUUUCAGGACAUAUUCCCUAAUUAUAAGAUGGAUAGUUGCACUUUAUUAAGCAACAUUUUCGUAACAUGCCCUCCACACCCAACCCCCUUUUCUCCUUUGAUCUUCCGGUCUACUGGAUUCACCAAUAUUAUCCAUUUUCCACCUUUGAUAUAAAAUGGCCCGAGUUAUUCCACACUUGGAUCGAUGGAUAGAAUGAAAAAAACACUAUAUUUAUUCUGUUCAUUUACUUUCAUUAAUUGACACGUGAAUAAAAUAUAUAUAUGUACAAGGAUAUGUCAGUCUGUAACUGAUUUCCCCGUCACAUGUGAAAUACGGAUGUCCCCGUCACAUGUGAAAUACGGAUGUCCCCGUCACAUGUGAAAUACUGAUGUCCCCGUCACAUGUGAAACACUUAGGUUCCUGUCACUUAUGAAACACUGACGUCCCUGUCACAUGUGAAACACUAAUGUCCCUGUUCCUUAUGAAACACUGACGUCCCUGUCACAUGUUAAAUACUGAUGUCCCUGUCACUUAUGAAACACUGACGUCCCUGUCACAUGUGAAACAAUGAUGUCCCUGCCACUUGUGAAACACUGAUGUCCCUGUCACAUGUGAAACACCGACGCCCCUGUCACAUGUGAAACAAUGAUGUCCUUGCCGCUUGUGAAACACUGAUGUCCCCGUCACUUGUGAAACACUCAUGUCCCUGUCACUAGUGAAACGCUGAUGUCCCCGUCACUUACGAAACACUGAUGUCCCUGCCACUUGUGAAACACUGAUGUCGCUGUCGGAUGUGAAAUAUUGAUGUCCCCUUCACUUAUGAAACUCUGAUGUCACUGUCACUUGAAUUUCAAUUCUCAGUUUCACAUAUUUUGUGUCCUGGGACCCUUUUCACGAAGCUCACUUGGCUAAGCAUUCAACUACAAUGGCAACAUAUGUUGCACUUAGUUAAGGGCAACUAAACACUAAGUAAGCUUCAUGAAACCUGUCCCAGUAAAUGCAUGCAUAUAUACAUUCACGUGUACACGUGAGAUAAUCCAAUACAUCUGCUCGUAAAUAUA
Messenger RNA from Liolophura sinensis, 2731 nucleotides. RefSeq names its product arylacetamide deacetylase-like 3. The transcript has 6 exons. The record is from RefSeq and is a predicted model, not a curated record. Lineage: Eukaryota; Metazoa; Mollusca; Polyplacophora; Chitonida; Chitonidae. Gene Ontology annotation, molecular function: carboxylic ester hydrolase activity. Gene Ontology annotation, cellular component: membrane. Bases 39 to 1253 code for a protein of 404 amino acids.